This is a messenger RNA of Nematostella vectensis (starlet sea anemone), 1723 nucleotides long. RefSeq names its product DNA damage-inducible transcript 3 protein. Gene Ontology annotation, biological process: regulation of transcription by RNA polymerase II. The record is from RefSeq and is a predicted model, not a curated record. Gene Ontology annotation, molecular function: DNA-binding transcription factor activity, RNA polymerase II-specific; RNA polymerase II cis-regulatory region sequence-specific DNA binding. The coding region runs from base 665 to 1546 and encodes 293 amino acids. Gene Ontology annotation, cellular component: nucleus. The transcript has 2 exons. NCBI's taxonomy places the organism in Eukaryota, Metazoa, Cnidaria, Anthozoa, Actiniaria, Edwardsiidae.
UCGCAUUGAGAGGAAAAGUUGAUGGUACGAAGUUCACAGAACUUCGUGGAACAGAUUGGAGCGAAUUUCCAGGGUGUUAGCGCACGCGUUGGCGCUACUCGAAUCUCGUGCCUAGCCAAAGAAAGGCCUAAACAUUUCCGAUAACUCAACUGACGAUUAUUACCCAAAAAAAUCAUGUCAGUUACUAAGUCAGAUCUUAGCAGUCAAGCCAUUAUGGAGUUCGGCGUACAGUGUUCACAGGGCUGUCAAGCUCGAAAGCGAUAUCAACGCUUGCGAGUUAACAGUGCCUUACAGCCUCAUCGAUCCACAACGAAACCUCGAGAAAUUUGGUACAGAGAAAUACGAAAUUCACAAAGAGAAUCGACUGAAAUACCCAUCGAAAUCUGCGAUUACGGAACCUCCAGAGAACCUCAACAGCGUCUUCCGUGCUUCUGGGGCGUACAAGCUCAAGGAAGGUUUUACACCAAGCGACUGUCCCGAGUUACUCGGUGUAGAAAGCGAGAAUCUCAAUACUGCAAAUGGUCAGUUUAACCGAGAUAUUGACUUGGAACAACUAACGGACAAAACGUUCUACGAAGACUUCCCUGUCUUGCGAGAAACAGCUUCAACAAAGUCUGAAGAACCCCCUUCAUCUUCUCUUUCCUUGACCAACACAUUGGAUGAGAUGGAGACUGAUAAAAUCAUGGGGGAUGGCUUCUUCGAGGAGUACAUGGACCUCAGCUUGUUUCCUGGACUGGACCUGGACUUGCUUGGUUCAAGUCAGGCCCUCCCUGAUAUCUGUCCAUCAAGCAUGAAUGACGUCUGUCAGUCAGCUAUUGACAACGUUCAGGAACUUGAGGAUAUCAUUGCAGAUGAGCUUCCCGCCUUCCUGUUCCAGGAGGGUGACGGCCCAGAUCUUGAUGUCAAGGUUGAAGUCAUUGAUGAAGCUCCUAGUCCAAUUGAUCAGGAGAUAACAGAGCUUCUCUCCAGUUGCUUGUCGUCUCCUGUAAGUGAUAUUUCCGACUCUGCUGCAUUUAGCAUCCCUGCAGUGGACGUUGAAAACACAGAAGUGGAAGUUGAAGAUUUACUCAAAAUCCUUGCAGCAGAUCCAGUUACAGAAGCCAUACAAGUUAUUGCUGCUGUGCAAGAACAUUCUACCAUUGAGGUAGAACAGCUUGGGUUUGCUAGUGCAGCAUCGCUAGGCCCUAGCAUCAGUGCUGAAUGCCCUGCAAUUACAAAAACCGAAAAAGAGAACCAGAAGUGUAGAAAAAGAAAGUGUCCCACUUCUGAUGACGAACUACCAGCCAAGAGGAUAAAUACCUUCUCAAGGGACACAAAGGCCUCAACAUCUAUUGACAAAGCCACAGAAAGGCGGAUAAAAAACAACAUUGCAUCACGCCACACCAGAGCAGCUCGAAGACAACGAGAGCAGGAGCUGUUUGAAAAAGAGGAAUAUCUAAAGAAAAAUAAUGAGGAACUUAAACAACAGAUUGUUGAGCUUACAAAGGAGACUGAGAUUCUAAGAAAACUUGUUAUUCAAAGACUAAGUAGUGUAAAUUCUGCGUAAAGUGAUUAUUUGUAUUUGUUGAUUGUAUCCAUGAAACCUCUGGGCUGAAAGAGGGAGCAUUUUUUUUGUCAAUUAUCUUCCAUUAUAUUAUAAAAUUGUGUUUCAUUGUAACCCCCUUCUGCACCAAUUGUACCAUCAAUUGUAAACAUUUAAUAAAGACUAAAAUAUUUAAAAAAA